Scomber scombrus (Atlantic mackerel) is the source of this 3739-nucleotide messenger RNA. RefSeq names its product leucine rich repeat containing 45 (gene lrrc45). NCBI's taxonomy places the organism in Eukaryota, Metazoa, Chordata, Actinopteri, Scombriformes, Scombridae. The transcript has 18 exons. Gene Ontology annotation, cellular component: centrosome. The record is from RefSeq and is a predicted model, not a curated record. Gene Ontology annotation, molecular function: protein binding. Bases 149 to 2173 code for a protein of 674 amino acids.
CUUUACCUAUCAGCUGUGCCUUCCGCAACAACAAUAACUGACACGAAGAUACUUGAGGUGUAGACGCUGAGGACACAAUUUCCCAGGAAGGAAGGAAGAAGUGAAGACAGCUCUGUGCAGCUCAGAUGAAAAGGAAGGACGAGUGAGAAUGGAGGAUUUCAAGCGGACGUACUUGCGUCUGUGUAAAGAGGGAGGUGUGGAGCCCCAGGACAGUAUUGUAGUCCAGCUCCAGGAGAGCAGGGCUGCUCAGGGUUCCAGACUGGACCUGAGUGGACAGAGCCUGUCUGCAGAUACCUGCUCAGUGCUGGCCAGGGCCUUCCAGAGAGACACUGCCUUUACAGAAGUGUCACUCAGCGACUGCAUGCUCAGUGAGGAAGGUGCCAAAGUUCUCCUGACUGGACUGUUUGACAACACAACAGUGAAAGUUCUGGAUCUGAAGGGAAAUAACCUGAGAUCAACAGGAGCUGAGGUGUUGGGAAAGUUGUUGGCUAGGAACAAGACUCUGCGUAGGCUGGUGUUGGAGUGGAAUGCGUUGGGAGUGUGGGAUGAAGCCUUCUCUCUCUUUUGUGAUGGUUUAACCUCCAACAGCACGCUGACGCACCUGGACCUGCGCAACAAUCAGAUCAACCACCACGGAGCAUCUGAGCUCGCUCUGGGUCUCAAACACAACAGCAACCUGGAAGUGCUAGACCUGAGGUGGAACAAUAUUGGUCUGCUGGGUGGCAGGUCUCUGCUGGAGGCUCUGCAGAAGAACAAGAGCAUAAUGCAGCUGGAAAUGGCAGGGAACAACAUACCCAGUGAUAUACUCAAAGCACUUGAGCAAACCACAGGGCACAACUCAGACAGACAGUCCACCCUGAGAGACAGCCACAGCAGGACCCAGGUCCUCAGCAAGGAGAUUCAGAUUCUGAAAGAGGAGAAGGGAAAGCAGUUCCUAGGCCUGAUGGAGACCAUAGACAGGCAGAGGGAUGAGAUGGGACGCUCUAACAGGUCCACUUCCGUUCAGAUAGGUCAACUCCAGGAAGCUCUGAAUGAGAGGAAGUCAGCUGUCAACUCACUCACGGCCAAGUUACAGAUGACAGAGGCUGCCCUCACCCUCUCUGAGCAGAAAAACCACAACAUGGGAGAGCUGCUGACACGUUUGAAGGCUGAGAAAGAAGAACGGCGUGAACAGCAGAGCCGAGAGAGGAAAAAAGAGCAAGAGGACAGUGUGCUCAGAGAGGGUAAGCUCUUCCGAGAGACCCAAAACCUGACUGAGACCAACCUCCAACUCAGGAAUAAGGUGGAGGAGAUGGAGCGCAGGUGUAAGUCUCAACAGCAGCAGAUCUUUGAGCUGAAGCAGGAACUAACCAACAGCACAGCCGAGUUCAAGCUGCGACUAGCACAGGCAGAAGAUCGUCUUGAAAUAGAGAAGCGAAGGUCGAAGCAAACCCUGGAGGACAUGGAUCACCUGCGACAGAAAGAGGUGGAGCAUGUGAAUCGACAUCUAGAGGAGAGUGAGAGAGCCAUGCAGGAGCGCAUCUUUAAACUGGAGGGACAGCGAAUACAACUGGAGGAGGAGAUUAGUAAAGCUAAGGCAGCAUGUGUGACAGAGAGAGCCCAGGCAGAAGAGGAACUGGGAAGAGUUCGUGCUCAAGUGCGGUUUGAAGAGCAGGAACAUGUGUCAUCCCUGGAGGAGAAGCUUCGCUCUGUGCGCUCCUCACUGCAGGAGGUGCAGCUCCACUGUUCCCAGCAGAAACAGACCAUCUCUGAGCUGCAUGCCAAGAACAGCCAGCAGAGCAUUGAGAUGGACGGACUGCGCCGCAGGAUAGAAGAGCUCCAGCAGGAACUGUCGAGUAAGGACCAGGAGAAGGUGGCAGAGGUGAGCCGGGUGAGGGUGGAACUGCAGGAGCAGAUCGGACACUUACAGGCAGAGAGAACGGCACAAGGAGGACUGAAGGAGAAGAUCAAUGCUCUGGAGAGAGAGAUUAAAGUACUGAGCAGUAACCACAGGGAGGCGCUGCUCGACAAAGAGAGCGAGAUGUCCUCUCUGCUGGAGAAGCUGCGGCUGAGAGAGGCAGAGAUCCAGAGGAUGAGGGAGGACGAGGCCCAGAGAGCGAGCUACCUGCAGAGUGCCAUCCUCACCUACGUUCAGGGCUCCCCUCUGGGACACUACAGCAGCCCCAAGAAAUGAUCCACACCUCCACACACCUCCACGCACCUCCACGCACCUCCACCCAUCAGCUCUGACCUCUGAACUCACUGGGUCCUGCACAGGUCAGAGGAGUCUGAAAACCUGCAGGAUAGAACAAAUAUCAUGUUUUUUUUAGAAACACAAUCAGGAUUAUUACAGUAAGAAGGGGGAGAUCAUUGGUGCUUGGAGACAUGGCUGUGAGCAGUAAUCACACUGAGCAGAUGUGACACAUUCAGUCAACAAAUGAAGGUUUUUAAAGUUUGGAAUUUUAAACUUUGUCCUCACUUCCAGUUGCUGCUCCUCAAAAGGACUGGUUCAGUUUGAACUGUGGUCUGGUUUACUGCUGGGACUCUACCUCCCACACACACACUGACUAAAUACAAACCUCACCACUUUUUUGAGUCCUAACACAUGUGCUCAGCUUAGUACUUCUACUGCAGUUUGUAGGUUUCUUAGCUGUUCUGUCAGUCUGUCCAUCUAUUCAUUCAUUCCUUCAAUCUACCAGACACAUAUCCAUGACAUUUAUUGUGGACAUUCAUGGUGCCCAAGGAAUGAAUGCUAUACACCAGAUUAGUUUAUGAUCUAACAGCCAGGUUGUCAUUAGAUUAGAGUACAUUCAAGCUCCUGAGGGAAUGAAUAACACCACCGUCAGAGCAAAAUGUACAUUUCUAGCUCAACUACUAUUCAACUUCAAUGAAUAGCUAAAUGAUCAAUAUGUUGGUUAUUCACUCUGUCAUUUGCAUAUUAUAGAGUGUAAUGAACACUUCAGCCUCAGGGCUUGCCAGCAGUGCAUUAGACUCUGAUGUUUUUGUUCACUUUUUUCUUGCUGGAUGAGAUUAUUACCAGUUUCCAAAUAGCAUGUUUCAUUUGCAAAAACACUGUCAGCUCUAUUGUUAGAGCCCCUAAAAUGAUCUCAAAGUGCCAGAGGUGCUAAUAACAGCAGACACCACUUUGUUACUGCACCUUGAUUAUAGUCUGACUUAUUUUAGGAAACAGUGAAACAUUCCUGUCUUUCUAAAAGUGAGAUGAGAAGAUAGAUGUCAGUCUCAUGUCUGAAGUCUCACGUAUAAAGCUGCAGUCUGGAUUCUGUGUUACACUGGUGUCAACACAUAGUUCCAGCAAUUAACACCAACUCAUGCUACACAAUGUUAUGUUUCUAUUUGUGUUUGAGUCUGGAUAAAACAAAUGAGAUACUACUUUAAAGGUAGGUGUAUUUGUGAAUUUUGGACAGAGCCGAGCUAGUUGUUUCCCUCAGUUUACAGUCUUUAUGCUAAGCUAGGCUAACCGCGUCUUGACUACAGCUUUGUACCUUUAUACUCUACAUGAGGUUUGAUAUCCAUCUGAACACACACUCAGAAAGACAAUAAAUACUUAUACACAUAUUUCCAAAAAUGUUUUAACAAUACCUUUUAAUCCUUACAUACUGUUCAUACCCUGACUCAUAAUUAGUCUCUACAAUUAUUCACAUUCAUGAGUUGAAUGUUUGUGAAAAUGUUUGAUUUGAUUUUAUAGAAUAUGAUCAAUACAACAUGCUUGAUGUUAAUUUUUUUUAAUUAUUAACACAGG